AUGGCAACUUCAAGAGCUCUAGCCGCCUUGGCAAUCUUCCUCCUGGUGGCGCUCUCGAUUUCCCACAUUGCGUCCGCACUCCGCCCGAGUCUCGGUGUUUGCCAUGCAAGCGGCUACCUCCCGGGGAAGUCAGGGAACUGUGAAAAGAGCAAUGAUCCAGACUGUUGUGAGGAUGGCAAGAGGUACCCUCAGUUCCAUUGCUCGCCACCGGUCACUGCGAGCACGAAGGCCAUCCUGACACUCAACAGCUUCGAGAAGGGCAAGGACGGAGGUGGUCCGUCGGAGUGCGACAAUGCCUACCAUAGCGAUGAGGAGAUGGUUGUUGCACUCUCCACCGGCUGGUUCAAGAACAUGGGCCGUUGCGGGCAUCGCAUCAAAAUCAAUGCUAAUGGCAAAUCCGUGUAUGCUAAGGUGGUGGAUGAGUGCGACUCCGUGUAUGGAUGUGACGAAGAUCACAACUAUGAACCCCCUUGUGCCAACAACAUCGUGGACGCCUCUCCGGCAGUGUGGAACGCCCUUGGGCUUGACCAGAACGUCGGCAUGGAGGACAUCACCUGGUCUGACGGUUGCCAUGCAAGCGGCUACCUCCCGGGGAAGUCAGGGAACUGUGAGAAGAGUAAUGACCCGGACUGUUGCGAGGACGGCAAGAGGUAUCCGCAGUUCCAUUGCUCGCCACCGGUCACCGCAAGCACGAAGGCCGUCCUGACGCUCAACAGUUUCGAGAAGGGCAAGGACGGAGGGGGCCCGUCCGAGUGUGACAACGCCUACCAUAGCAACGAGGAGAUGGUUGUCGCACUCUCCACUGGCUGGUUCGAGAACAUGGGGCGUUGCGGGCACCGGAUCAAGAUCAAUGCCAAUGGAAAAUCCGUGUAUGCCAAGGUGGUGGACGAGUGCGACUCUGUGUAUGGUUGUGACGAAGAUCACAACUAUGAACCCCCUUGUGCCAACAACAUCGUCGACGCCUCUCCGGCGGUGUGGAACGCCCUGGGGCUUGACCAGAACGUCGGCAUGGAGGGCAUCACCUGGUCUGAUGGCGACAACUGA
Molecule: messenger RNA, 1044 nt
Organism: Lolium rigidum
Lineage: Eukaryota; Viridiplantae; Streptophyta; Magnoliopsida; Poales; Poaceae
Product: putative ripening-related protein 5
Exons: 2
Coding region: 1-1044 (347 amino acids)
Source: RefSeq, a predicted model, not a curated record